Molecule: messenger RNA, 4832 nt
Organism: Mya arenaria
Lineage: Eukaryota; Metazoa; Mollusca; Bivalvia; Myida; Myidae
Product: complement receptor type 2-like
Exons: 11
Coding region: 172-2499 (775 amino acids)
Source: RefSeq, a predicted model, not a curated record
AUGGAAUGCGGUGCUGCCGACUGUGUAACGACAUCCGGGGGGACUGUAUGGAUGGUUCGCUUCCAGUGGAAUGCAGGUCAUGGUGUGUAGAUUAUCUGACAAACAAACGCGUGGAAUCAAUCGAAGAAAGAAAAAAAGUUGCAGAUUGUCCAGACCUCGGCCCGCUUGAACAUGGAAACUACACAUAUGCUUCUAAUUAUCGUCACGGAACUACCGUUACGUUUACGUGUGAUGAGGGUCACCGGCUUUUCGGCGCCAGCACGUCAACAUGCGGGGAUUUCAAGACAUGGUCCGCCCCUUUGCCCGUGUGUGAAGUUACAGAUUGCCCAGACCUCGGCCCGCUUAAACAUGGAAACUACACAUAUGCUUCUAAUUAUCGUCACGGAACCACCAUUACGUUUACGUGUGAUGAGGGAUACCGGCCUUUCGGCGCCAACACGUCAACGUGCGGGGAUUUCAAGACAUGGUCCGCCCCUUUGCCCGUGUGUGAAGUUACAGAUUGUCCAGACCUCGGCCCGCUUGAACAUGGAAACUACACAUAUGCUUCUAAUUAUCGUCACGGAACUACCGUUACGUUUACGUGUGAUGAGGGUCACCGGCUUUUCGGCGCCAACACGUCAACAUGCGGGGAUUUCAAGACAUGGUCCGCCCCUUUGCCCGUGUGUGAAGUUACAGAUUGCCCAGACCUCGGCCCGCUUAAACAUGGAAACUACACAUAUGCUUCUAAUUAUCGUCACGGAACCACCAUUACGUUUACGUGUGAUGAGGGAUACCGGCCUUUCGGCGCCAACACGUCAACGUGCGGGGAUUUCAAGACAUGGUCCGCCCCUUUGCCCGUGUGUGAAGUUACAGAUUGUCCAGACCUCGGCCCGCUUGACCAUGGAAACUACACAUAUGCUUCUAACUAUCGUCACGGAACCACCAUUACGUUUACGUGUGAUGAGGGAUACCGGCCUUUCGGCGCCAACACGUCAACAUGCGGGGAUUUCAAGACAUGGUCCGCCCCUUUGCCCGUGUGUGAAGUUACAGAUUGUCCAGACCUCGGCCCGCUUGAACAUGGAAACUACACAUAUGCUUCUAAUUAUCGUCACGGAACCACCAUUACGUUUACGUGUGAUGAGGGAUACCGGCCUUUCGGCGCCAACACGUCAACAUGCGGGGAUUUCAAGACAUGGUCCGCCCCUUUGCCCGUGUGUGAAGUUACAGAUUGUCCAGACCUCGGCCCGCUUGGUCAUGGAAACUACACAUAUGCUUCUAAUUAUCGUCACGGAACCACCAUUACGUUUACGUGUGAUGAGGGACACCGGCUUUUCGGCGCUAACACGUCAACAUGCGGGGAUUUCAAGACAUGGUCCGCCCCUUUGCCCUUGUGUGAAGAGGUUGAAGUGUUCCAAACCAUCAGGUGGCAAGUUGCCACUUUCGUACUGGCAGCUUUCUUCGUUCUCAGUGUACCUUAUCUCCCGUCUGCGCAAACGACAGACUAGAAAGGAUGAGGAAAGUGCGCCCCAGGGUGGGGUCAAUUAUGUAGUUGAAAAGCAGGAAACUGAUACCAGGAGUAACUCUUUGAAAUCAAAUCGUAGCGAAGAUUCUGGAAUUGAGAGCAGCCGCGAAAGCCGAAUUGUUAGUGAAGAAAGAGGUGGUGCCACAGGAAAGGGCCUUGACACGCAGCGCGAUACCUUAUCUGGAAGAGACACACACGGACCUCUCAGCGGAGAAGCCGCAAGUGAACCAAACAUAGAUCAGAACGGCAGGAUAGGGAGUGCUCCUUCAAUGAAGCGCGCCGAAAGUGAACCCAAUAUGGAGUCCGACCCCCGCACAAGAAGUUUUCACACAGGCGAACGUCAUAUAGGCGAAAGUGACACAGGCAAAAGUGACAGAGGUAAAAGUUACACAGGCAAAAGUGACACAGGCGAACGUCACAAACGCAGACACGGCAACCCCGAUAGAUCACAAGGAGAUGGAGUGCCAUACACGUAUAUUGAUAAUUCAACGACCGUUAAAAGCGUGGCAUUCCACCUGAAUAGUAAUAAUGUCCGUGAAACAUUAAACUACAAAUCAGGUGAUAGAAAUUCUUCUUCGGCGUAUAAAUCUAACAACGACAGUAACAACGUCAAAAGCAACAACACCGAAAAUGAUAACGGCAACGUUGGACCUCGCAAAUCGAGUAAAUCGGAAACAGCGGCCGCUCCAAAUGACGCAUCUAGCUGCACAGGCCGAAACUCGCCACAAACCGGAAACGUUGACCUCGAUCGCGCCGCUAAAAAACAAUUUCAAGAAGAUGUUAAGUCUGGAACUCCGGAAACGAAUCUAACGACCGAUGGCAUCCAACCGGAAGAGCAAGGUGGGACGUUUGAAGUGAUCACCAAUGUUGAAGAUUCUUACCACGGGAUUUGCUCUCCUAGUGAGCUGAGUGUCUGGCUAAGCGACGCGAGAGCCGGCCUCGGCGAUAACGUUACGGAUCCUGACAAUUCCGAGAGGGACCCAUUGCUUACCAGAUAGCGGCGAUGGCAUUGUUUUACAAUUAUUUUCAAUCAACCAAAGUUGUGUGUAUUCGUUUAAUGUUAUUCUACUAGCAGUGCCAUAUUUGGUUCAUUUUUGAAAUACCAGUUUGCUGUGAUCGCCAUAUUAGUCAUGGAUACUCAUUUUUUUCAGCAAUUUAUAAGUUAUUGUUUUUUUCUCAUUUUUGAAAAAGGUUUGAUUGUUGAAACCUCAUUUUAGUCUACACAUUUUGCUCAAAGCCAGACUUCUAUUAAGAAUUUGAAACUGGAUGUAUAAACUUCAUGUGCAUCCAUAUUGGAAGUUUUUCACUGAAAUUUGGAAGUUUAAGUCUCCCGAAUACAAUAUUUUUGUUAAAAAUCAUAUAAAUUGAAACUAAAAAUUGCCAAAUUCACAGAUUUAGAUUAUAAUAAUGCAUUUUACUUUAAGAGUGAUUGAAAUUGUGACCAUAAAAGUAAUAUUGACACAAGGUUUUGAUAUUUUUUAACUUCCAAGCUUUCAACUUUGGAACUUUUCUAAAAAAAAAAUUUGGAAGUUUUUGUACUUCCAAGGUUAAGGGAUCAAUUUCGGAAGUUUUUACCAAUAUCUAGGGAGUAGUAUACUCCCAAACUUCCUUUAACGGAAGCCCUGCAAAGCUAUCUGUGAUCAAAAAUAUGUAAGUGAUAUUUUUGCUCAUUAUGUUCAACUCACAUUUUAAAUUAGCAUUUUUAGUUCGUGUUGUGUAAUUGUUUGUUUUGUUGUUUUUUAUUGUUUUACUUUUAUUAUUUAUUCCAUGGAACCAAAAUUCAUGUUUAGUCAGUCAAUGCCUGUACCCCUCAUUUGCUCGACAAUAAAUAUACACACUAUUAUAUACACACAUUUAUAUAUACAUUCGACACAGUUGAUGAUGAUGAUGAUGAUGAUGAUGAUGAUGAUGAUGAUGAUAAUGAUGAUGAUGAUGAUGAUAACUUAUAAUAUUUCCUACAUGACCAAUAAAGUCAGCCUUUAAAGUAUUUACAAACAUAACAGUUUAAGUCAUAUGACAUAAAUGUAGUAUUCGCUCGCGUAAACUUCAUUUAUCUUUCACAACGUUUUCACCGGUCCCUGGGAGUUCGAGCCAAGGGGGUUCAACCGUAUUUGGUUUGUUAUUUUUACGAAACUUUCCAAUAUUGAUCAUAUGCCUUAAUAAUUCAUUGGUGUAUUUUCAUUUGUUAAUUACUGAUCUAUCGAUCGAUUACAUAAUCAUGUGCAUUCACAAUAUUUGGUUUGUUAUUUGUGUAUAUUCUUCAAUGUACGCUACGAAACUUACCAAUACUCAUUGAUCGCCAUGCAUUUUAUGAACUCUUUAUAUUUCUGCAAUGAUUAUGGGUGAUUUUGACCUAAUUCAUUGAGUGUAUGUCAUGUGUUGGGUUUGAAAUCAGCGUCUCCUUUGUGACAUAUUAACAUGCCAGUUAGACAUAAUCACACGUAAGUUCAACAUGAUAAUAUGGUGGCUAGACAUAAUCAUACGUCGGUUUAACAUGAUAACAUGGUAGUUAGACAUAGUAACAUUUCAUUGAGACAUGAGACAUAAUAGCAUAGCGGCGUGAAGUUAGCGGCCUAGCGGCGUGAAGUUGAAUUGCUUGAACGACUUUUAGGAAAAUAUGUUGAUAAUUGCUUGAGAUUGAUAAUUUGUGCAUUAAAACAGUUAGUUUAUCAUUGUUUUAGAAGAAAACGCAUAUAAAAAUGCACUGAAUAGAAAACAAUUUAUGGCCGCUAUAUUAAUAUAUGAAUAAAAAACAUUGAUUUAUCAUUUAUAAAAAAAAAACCGCAUGAACAAUUGCUUUGAAAUAGGGAAAAAUUAGACCGCUAGGCCGCCAACUUCACGCCGCUAGACCGCUAACUUCACGCCGCUAGGCCUCUAAGCCGCUAACUUCACGCCGCUAGGCCACUAGGCCGCUAGGCCGCUAACUUCACGUACAUCGAUACAACUUGUUUCUGACUUGAUGGAUAACGUACACAAAAUGCUGUCUGUUUGGAUGUUAGUUGGUAAAGGCAUCAAUAUGAUUAAAACUCGUAUCUGUUUGAUGUAUAACUGACACAAAAUACUGUCUGUUUGGAUGUUAGUUGGUAAAGGCAUCAAUAUGAUUAAAACUCGUAUCUGUUUGAUGUAUAACUGACAAAAAAUACUGUCUGUUUGGAUGUUAAUUUGUAAAGACAUCAAUAUGAUUAAAACUCGUAUCUGUUUGAUGUAUAACUGAAAAAAAAUACUGUCUGUUUGGAUGUUAAUUUGUAAAGACAUCAAUAUGAUUAAAACUUGUUUCUAUCUUGAUUGUUGUUUUCGCGGAACUAGAAGUAAAUAAACCUGUGAGAAUAUC